Achroia grisella is the source of this 7804-nucleotide messenger RNA. It is a transcript of the gene IntS1, whose product is annotated as integrator complex subunit 1. The transcript is spliced from 40 exons. The record is from RefSeq and is a predicted model, not a curated record. The coding region runs from base 198 to 7538 and encodes 2446 amino acids. Gene Ontology annotation, biological process: U2 snRNA 3'-end processing. NCBI's taxonomy places the organism in Eukaryota, Metazoa, Arthropoda, Insecta, Lepidoptera, Pyralidae. Gene Ontology annotation, cellular component: integrator complex.
UUCUCAUAGACUCGUAUCAACUUCAAUAUUUUCAUUAUUGUUUGGCUUUUCGCCGAUACCACUAAUAUGUGACUUUACAUUAGAGAAAAAUAUGGAAGUGUAAAUAUAAUUUGUGCAAUUGAAUACAAAAUCGGAUUCUCUAUGAGCUCGUCUACUUACAUACGUUGCUCAUAGAUACAUAACCUAUCUGUAUUGGUAUGGAUCGGGGCAAAAUGCCGUCUGCUGGCCGCGGAGCCAAGAGCAAGGCUCCCCAGCACCCUCAGGACAUCUUUGCGUUGGGUAGCAAGUCUACUGUGGUCGUCUCCAGAGAUUCUGAAAAGCGUAAUAUUCACAAACCGUCUACAAGCGGAGUAGAACGUAAAAGGGAGUCAACAGGCUUUGGUGCUCCCCCACCAACCAAGAGAACAAGAAUUGGAUCGCCUGCUGAAGCUGUUGGCGGGACUUCCUUGGAGGUGGAUCCAGUAGACCUGGUGCCCAAUGUACUACAGGCACUAGAUACACAUAACUCUGAUAAAUUGCUGGGACUGCUGACGGGUUCAAUACGGCUGCUGAAGUCUCAACGUUCCAAGCCGGACUCUAUCCUAUGCAUGAGCAUGUUGUACCUCACAAAGAUCAGACCCAACAUGUUCUCACAUGAGGUUGUCACACAGAGCUUGUGUACGCUGCUCAAGAGAGAACAAGGGGCAGCGUUCAAGAGUAAAGGGAAUCCAUUGGUGUUCGUUCUGGCCUGUAACAUGCUGUAUGCAGGACACAGGGAGAGUACCAACUGGCCUGAUACUUUUAUUAAGGUUUAUAUAGAAGACGCUUUAAAUGAGCGCUGGUGGGUGGAGUGUUCGUGGUGCAAGUGUCUGGUGGAGAAUAUUGUCACCGCAUUCAAGACCAAACAUCCACCGUCACACCUCAUACCCAGCGAGAAUACGUUAGGUACAAUGUCACCAUCAGGGUCUGGUUCUCCUUUAAUGGGCAGCACUGAGGAAGAUACAGACAACACAGAUUUGGAAUAUUCUGUGUUCCCAAGAUAUUCAAGUAGUAACGAAGCGGUGGAGGCGCUGGUGUUAGAAGCUAUUAAGGAACAAAUACAGCGCCGCGCCGCGCCCGACGCCAUACACAAAGGCUUUCUUAAACUAUUGUCGGCUACUUGCGGUUUCCCUGAGAUCCGCAUGAUAUCGGCGUCGCGGCUGGAGGCGUGGCUGCACUCGGGCAAGCUAUGGCGCUGCGCCCAGGAGCUGCUCGCGUACGUGUGCCUCAACGCGGACGCCUGCGGGCCCACCGCCCCGCGCGACCACGAGGUCCUCGCACAGCUCGCGCGCAUGAGGCUCAAGACCAAGCCGCUGCAGGCCGCCUACCAGGCCUGCCUCAGGGAGAUGGUGUCGGACAGUCCGGCGCUGCUGCGCAGCGUGGUCACCCACACCAUCUACAACGAGCUGUCCAACGUGCGCUCGCCCAACAACAUGGCGGUGCUGGCCGCGCUCAUACAGGCGCAGCCGCAGCAGGUGCCCGCCGCCAUGGCCGACACCUACCAGGAGCUGGUGCUGCGCGCGGAGGACUACCUGCGGCCGCUGCGGGCGCUGACGCGGGAGUGCGUGCGGGCCGCGCGGGCCGACGCCGCCGCCCUGGCGCCGCUCGCACGCGCACUCGCGCAGCCCCCGCCGCACGAGCCCGCACCAGAGGUGCGGGAGCGCGCGUUCUCGUCGCUGGCGGACCUGUUCUGCUGCUGCUGCCUGGUGACGGCCUCGCACAGCAAGCACCUGCCGGAGUACAAGCAGCAGCUGUGCGGCAUACAGGGCGCGGCGCUGGGCUGGCUGCUGGACACCGCCAUGCCCAUCUACCGGCCCUCGCGGCACGACUACCAGCACGCGCUCAACAAGAUAAUGUUCGUUGAGGCGGCGGAGGCGUACAGCAAGCCCGACAACUGGCCGCCCGAGUCGGAGCGCGCGCUCACCUACCGGCUGUGCUGCGAGGCGCCACUACCGCAGGUCAACCUCCUCAGGGUCAUCUUCAUCGGACUCUCCAAGGAGCUGCCGGUGUCUGCGGCGGAGUCGUUCGAGCUGGUGGAGCAGGUGGUGCGGCGAGCGUGCGCGCUGCCGCCCGACGAGGGCCCGCUCCAGGUCGACAAGCUGGAGGUGGCCGAGUACAUCUUCCAGCUGUGCCAGUUCCACCCGCCGGACAACAUCACGCUGCCUGCAGGGUACAGCCCGCCGGCGCUGGCCAUCACGUCGCUGUACUGGCGCGGCUGGACGCUGCUGGCGCUGCUGGCGGCGCACAACCCCGACUCGUUCGCACAGCGAGCCGCCGCCGCCUACCCCACGCUGCGGGCGCUGCUGGAGACCUGCAUCACCAACAAGCCGAGCAUCGAAUGGAACACCAGUCCUACUGCCGAGGCUGAACGGCUGGAAGCAGAGCGCGCCGCCGUGCUGCAGCUGGAGACGCACUUGGCUGCUGCCAGCAGUGCUAAGCUGCCAGUUACCGAGCACUCCUCGCGUCUGCUCAGUCAGUUGACCAUCUUGGACCCGAUGGGCCCGGCGCGCAAGCCUCCGCAGGCAACCCUAGAUGCGCUGCAGGCUAUGAGCACUCAAAUGCGGCUCAGCAAGCUCCUGUGUCGUCAGCCGGCGUUGCUGCUGGACCUGGUGGAGCGGCACGGCACCCGCCGCGCCAUGCCCUGGCUGCAUCAGCUGCUGCGUACCGACCAAUUGGAGCUCAGCGUGCUGCCGGUGCAGUGCCUGUGCGAGUUCCUGUCCGCGGGCGGGGUGGGCGGCGCGGGGGGCGAGGGCAGCAAGGCGGGCGAGCUGUGCGCGCACCUCCGCCGCACCGUGGCGGCCAGCGCGGCCGGCGCGCGCGCCGUGCUGCACUACUACCUGCAGCGGCUUGCGCACGCGCAUGCGCCCACGCGCGCCGCCGCCGCCAGGGGUCUUAAGUUGGUGCUAACGCAGACGACGGAUGAUACCAUUGAGAUGGACUACAAUGCAGACGUCAGCCCCGAGGAGUGGCUGGAGCUGGUGUGGUCGCUGCGGCACUGGGCGGCCGUGCGCGAGGAGGUGGCGGCGCGCGUGCGUGCGGCGUGCCUGGUGGAGUGCGUGCCCGCGCACGUGGCCGCCUACCUCGCCUUCCUCGCGCGCCACGCCGCCGACCGCGCGCCGCACUCGCACCUCGCGCUCGACCUCGCGCGACUGACUGAUGGUUUGUGUGGGCAGGUGGUGAUGGAGCGGACGACGGUGAUCGGCAAUGUGCUGCCCCCUGCUGAGCUGCGGGAGCCCGCGCCCGCACCUUCGCGUAUUCAGCAUCGCACGCUGCACGCGCUCACUCUCAUAUUCUACACGCAUCUGCAGCAGGUGGGCGGGCGCGAGGAGGCGGCGGCGGGCGGAGCGGAGGCGGCGGAGGGCGGGGAGGGGGCGGAGGGCGAGUGGGGCGGCGCGGAGCGCGUGGCGCUGCAGUGGCCGAGCGGCCGCCGCGCCACGCUGCACGUGAUCGUGGCGCAGGCGCACCUCAAGCUGCUCUGCUACGGGCCCUCCAUCUAUGACACGGAGCAGGAGAUGUACUCGUGGCUGCAGGCGGCGUGGGUGGGCCCGGACGCGCCGGCUGUGGUGGGCCCGGUGGGGGGCGCGGGGUCGGUGGGUGGUGCGGGGGGCGAGCCCCCGGAGGCGCUGCUGCUGCCGGACUGGCUGCGGCUGCACCUGGUGCGGUCGGCGCGGCCCGCGCUGCUCGCGCACGGGCUGCGCGCGCUGCCCGCCAGCAAGCUCGCGCUCUUCAUACAGACCUUCGGCAUGCCCGUCGCCUCCAUGAGCGCGUUGCUGAGCGCGCUGGACGCGUGCCCGGCGGGCGCGCUGGCGCGGCUCAGCGUGGAGCGCGUCUACAUGGCGCAGCUGCUGCGCGUGCAGCGCGCGCGCGGCGCCACCGGCGGACGGGCCUUCGCAGCCGCGCUCCACCUGCAGCAGCCGCACGCGCCGCCCGGUGAGUGUACAUGUGUCGUGGUGCGUGCAGCGCGUCUACAUGGCGCAGCUGCUGCGCGUGCAGCGCGCGCGCGGCGCCACCGGCGGACGGGCCUUCGCAGCCGCGCUCCACCUGCAGCAGCCGCACGCGCCGCCCGCUGCUGCGCGUGCAGCGCGCGCGCGGCGCCACCGGCGGACGGGCCUUCGCAGCCGCGCUCCACCUGCAGCAGCCGCACGCGCCGCCCGGUGAGUGUACAUGUGUCGUGGUGCGUGCAGCGCGUCUACAUGGCGCAGCUGCUGCGCGUGCAGCGCGCGCGCGGCGCCACCGGCGGACGGGCCUUCGCAGCCGCGCUCCACCUGCAGCAGCCGCACGCGCCGCCCGGUGAGUGUACAUGUGUCGUGGUGCGUGCAGCGCGUCUACAUGGCGCAGCUGCUGCGCGUGCAGCGCGCGCGCGCGCGCCACCGGCGGACGGGCCUUCGCAGCCGCGCUCCACCUGCAGCAGCCGCACGCGCCGCCCGGUGAGUGUACAUGUGUCGUGGUGCGUGCAGCGCGUCUACAUGGCGCAGCUGCUGCGCGUGCAGCGCGCGCGCGGCGCCACCGGCGGACGGGCCUUCGCAGCCGCGCUCCACCUGCAGCAGCCGCACCGCGUCUACAUGGCGCAGCUGCUGCGCGUGCAGCGCGCGCGCGGGGCCACCGGCGGACGGGCCUUCGCAGCCGCGCUCCACCUGCAGCAGCCGCACGCGCCGCCCGGUGAGUGUACAUGUGUCGUGGUGCGUGCAGCGCGUCUACAUGGCGCAGCUGCUGCGCGUGCAGCGCGCGCGCGGCCACCGGCGGACGGGCCUUCGCAGCCGCGCUCCACCUGCAGCAGCCGCACGCGCCGCCCGGUGAGUGUACAUGUGUCGUGGUGCGUGCAGCGCGCAUGGCGCAGCUGCUGCGCGUGCAGCGCGCGCGCGCGGGCCACCGGCGGACGGGCCUUCGCAGCCGCGCUCCACCUGCAGCAGCCGCACGCGCCGCCCGGUGAGUGUACAUGUGUCGUGGUGCGUGCAGCGCGCAUGGCGCAGCUGCUGCGCGUGCAGCGCGCGCGCGGGGCCACCGGCGGACAGCCUUCGCAGCCGCGCUCCACCUGCGCGCACGCGCCGCCCGACGAGGCGCUGUUCGGUGCGGAGCGUCUUCCGGCGGAGUGCGCAGCAGUGCGGGCGGCGCCGGGCCCCGCGGGGCCCUCGGGAGCCCCGGGGCCCGAGCUGGUGUCGGCGGUGCUGGCGGCCGCGCUCACCGGCGCCCCCUACCCGGGGGACCUCGACGCGGCCUACACGGACCUACUCACGAUGGUAACGGCGGAGGUGAAGCGUGGUCGCGGCGGCGGGGAGGGCGGUGCGAUGCCGUACGCAGCAGGCGUGGUGACGUGGGUGGUGCGCACCGCCGCCGGGGGAGCCGGUGCGGCCGCACUCGCCCGCCACCAGCACCGCGCCGCGCCGCUGCUGCGGGCGCUGUUACCGCUGCGCUCCCCGGACUUGGCGCAGUGCGGUACGGUUCUGUUGGGCGCGUACGGCCCGCUCAAGGGCCCGCUGCCGGGCGUGCUGCGGGCGCUGGUGCAGGCCGCGCCCCGCACCGACAGCGCCGGGCCCUCGCCCCGCACCGACAGCGCCGGCUCGCUGCCGCUGCUCGCAGACAUCGACAGCGCCCGCACCGCUGACCAGCUCGUCGCAGUGCUGGAGCGCACGAGCGCACGCACGUUGGAGGCGGUGGGCGCGCGCAUGAUCUGUGCGCACGACCCGCGCCUCGUGCUGCACGCGCUGUGUGCGCUGCUCGAGCGCAGCAAGGACGGACACUACGACGACAAGGUGAAGUCGGAGAGCGACGACAAGCAAGUGGCACUGUUCUCCCGGAGCGGACGCGGCUGUGGCCUGCUGCUGGACUGGAUGUCGGAGCUGCAGCGAGAGACCCUCGGCCCGCAGCCCGAGAGACAGAUGCGGCUGAUGUUCGUGGCGGGGUGCGCGGCGUGGCGUCCGCUGCUGGUGACGCUGCUGGCGCACCGCGCCUCCUGGCGCACGCUGCACGCCUGCCUCGCAGCGCUGCUGCAGCCCGGACGGGGCUGGGCUGCGAGUUCUGUGCUGGACUUCGCGGAGACGCUGAUCGGCAGCCCGCGCGUGUGGCAGGGCCGCGACAAAGCCACGCCCAAACACCACGCGCCCGACGACACGCUGCGGCUGCACCACGACCAGCUGACGACGCUGGUGCAGUACAUCGUGGAGGAGGGGUUGGAGGCGGAGCGCGCGGGCGGCGCGGACGCGAUGCGGCGCCGCAUGGAGGCGCGGCUGGCGCUGCUGCUGCGCUGCUGCGGCACCCAACAUGCGCUGCUCGCCGCCGCGCUCGCCGCCGCCGCCGCGCACCCCCUCAUGCUGCUGCUGCUUUACAUGAAGGUGCCGCGCGUGCAGCAGGUGGUGGCGACGAGCGGUGCGCGCACGCUUCGUCGCCGAGCACUGCUGGCCGGACCCCUGGAGAGAGCGGCGGCCAACACCACGUGCGCCACGGACCGGCCCGCGCACGCGCUGCUCACCGCGCUCGCCGCCGCCGCCGCCGCCAAGGACCACGCCGCCAAAGUCACACUCACCACGGCGGCCGACACCACGUGCGCCACGGACCGGCCCGCGCACGCGCUGCUCACCGCGCUCGCCGCCGCCGCCGCCGCCAAGGACCACGCCGCCAAGAUGUCCCGCAUGGAGGCGAGCGUGCGCGCGCUGUGGUCGCGGGUGGAGGGCGCGGGGCGGCGGGCGCUGCCGCUGGCGGCCGCCCUGCUGCGCGGCUCGCUGCUGCUGCACGCGCGCCACCACCACCACCUGCUGGCCGCGCUCGAGGUGCUGCCAGACGACGACCUCUUCGCCUCCGACACCUGCGAGGAGAUCCACACGAUCCUGGAGUGCUUCCUGGGUGUGGUGAAGAAGCAGUCGAGUGGCGGCGGCGGAGGCUCCCGCGAGGUGGGGCUCCAGCACCGCGUGGCGGCGCUGCUGCGGCGGUACGUGGCCGCGCGCCCGCACCACGCCGCCGCGCUGCUCGCCGCGCACCGCGACCUCAUCGCGAGCUUGCCAGCGCUGUCGUCGCUGGGAGGGGCAGGAGCGGGAGCAGGCGCGGAUGUGGCAGCACCUGCUUCGGCUGCGCCGCCGCCCCUCGCGCUGCGGACGCUACAACGCCGUCGGGAUUCGCCCGACGACCUGCACGCUGCCAUACAGGAGGUGGAUUCGUGGGGCACGCGGCGCGGCGGAGCGUGGGGCGGCGCCGAGGCGGCGGGGGCGCUGCUGCGGGCCGUCGCGCCCCUCGCUGCGGCCCCGCACCAGCCGCUGCGGGCCGCCGCGCUCACGCUGUUAGCGCGCCUGCUGCCCGCCGUCCCCGACACGCAGCCAGGUCUGAACGUGGUACUGGAGUGCUUGGACUCAUCACGACCUGAGAUCACCCAGUCGAUGCUGGACAAGCUGCCGGACCUGGUGAUCGGUAUGCAGGAGCACGCCACGCAGAUUCUGGUGCGCGUGUUCGAAUUAGGCAUGAAGUCGCGACACCCCGUCGAACAGUGCAUCAGCAAGUGUGUCACCACCAUCAACCUGCACAGGGGAUGCUGAGCAAUCAACCACGUCAUGGUACAGUUCAACUAGGGAUGUGAAUAAAAAUAGAUUAAAAUGUUUCAUAAUCGAUAAACAAUCGAUUAUAAAUUUGAAAUCAUUAGUCAAUAAAAACAUAGAGUUUAAUAUCUCAAUAAAUCGGCAGAAUGUCACAUCCAUAGGUGCAGCGUGCUCUCAAGCCAAGGAAUCAAUGGAAUAUGGAACAGCCAAUUGAAUUAAUCAAAAUCUCUAUUUUUUUAUACUACGUCGACAAACAAGCGUAAGGU